AUGGCGCUGAGUCGGGAGGUGCAGAUAACUGGUAUCCGUGGAAAACUUUUCCAAAACUGGGCCCGCACGUUUUCGUGCAUACCGGAGUUGUAUUUCCUACCAACGAACAUUGGCGAAAUUAGGCGAGUGAGUAACAAUCUAUUUAUCUCAAUGGUUCGUUUUUUAAAUAGAAUAUAUCAUCCUAACAUUGAUGAAGUCUCUGGUACAGUGUGUUUAGAUGUAAUAAAUCAAGCAUGGACAGCACUUUAUGAUUUAUCAAAUAUUUUUGAGUCAUUUUUACCACAGUUACUCACAUACCCUAAUCCCAUUGAUCCACUCAAUGGUGAUGCAGCAGCAAUGUAUCUCCAUAAACCAGAAGAAUACAAAGACAAGAUCAGAGAAUAUGUUAGAAAAUAUGCAACAGAAGAAGCAUUAAAAGAACAUGAUGAUGGCUCAACGUCAAGUGAAAGUUCACUCAGUGAUUUUGAAGAAGAUGAAGCUGAAGAUAUGGAGCUAUAACACUAACUCAUUCCUUCAGAGAUAUUUGAAUUUUUUAUAUUUUUAAUAUUUGUAUCAUGUUGUGGGUUUUCCUCAAACAGUACCAAUAAACCUGUUUCAUGUAGUUCAUAGAUUACAAUGGGUAAAGUGGAUAGAACGUUUUUUCUCUCAACAUUUUGAAUACUCAGAAUAGAGAAAGUUGCUGUAUUGAGAUAU
Molecule: messenger RNA, 693 nt
Organism: Saccoglossus kowalevskii
Lineage: Eukaryota; Metazoa; Hemichordata; Enteropneusta; Harrimaniidae
Product: ubiquitin-conjugating enzyme E2 H
Source: RefSeq, a predicted model, not a curated record